Messenger RNA from Phragmites australis (common reed), 1408 nucleotides. RefSeq names its product bidirectional sugar transporter SWEET2a. The transcript has 7 exons. Gene Ontology annotation, biological process: carbohydrate transport. NCBI's taxonomy places the organism in Eukaryota, Viridiplantae, Streptophyta, Magnoliopsida, Poales, Poaceae. Gene Ontology annotation, cellular component: membrane. The coding region runs from base 225 to 956 and encodes 243 amino acids. Gene Ontology annotation, molecular function: sugar transmembrane transporter activity. The record is from RefSeq and is a predicted model, not a curated record.
GCCCGAGGAAACCCAGCGAGGAUAUCCACAAUUCCACAUGUGCUGCUCAUCCUGUCACUGUCAGACAACCCUACAGCCUUGACGAGGACCCGAGCACAUGCUGCUGCAGGCUGGUCGCCGCUCCAAUAUACUUAGAGCAGAGCAGAGCAGCGCAGCGCGAGUACCUCCCCCUCCUGCUCGGCGAGACAAGGGAGGAGACUGAAGGUACAGGUGGGAGCAGCAGCAUGGAUUGGGGUGCUCCCGCAAUGAUGAACUCUGCAGCCGACUCCUCCUUGCGGGACCUCUGCUGCUACGGAGCUGGAAUCGCAGGGAACGUCUUUGCCUUCGUGCUCUUCAUCUCCCCGCUGCCGACAUUCAAGAGGAUUGUCAGGAACAGGUCGACGGAGCAGUUCUCGGCCAUGCCGUACAUCUACUCGCUGCUCAACUGCCUGAUCUGCAUGUGGUACGGCCUCCCCUUCGUCUCCUACGGCGUCGUCCUCGUUGCCACCGUCAAUUCCAUCGGCGCCGCCUUCCAGCUCGCCUACACCGCCGUGUUCAUCGCCUUCGCAGACGCCAAGCAGAGGUUGAAGGUGUCUGGACUCCUGGCCGGCGUCUUCCUCGUGUUUGGCCUCGUUAUGUUUGUUAGUUUGGCAUUGUUUGAUCACAAAACACGGCAAAUAUUCGUCGGAUAUCUCAGCGUCGCCUCGCUGAUAUUCAUGUUCGCGUCCCCCUUGUCAAUCAUUAAUCUGGUGAUCAGGACGAAGAGUGUGGAGUACAUGCCAUUCUAUCUGUCACUAUCUAUGUUCUUGAUGAGUGUAUCAUUCUUCGCAUACGGAAUGCUACUGCAUGAUUUCUUCAUCUAUGUUCCUAAUGGGAUUGGAACCAUAUUGGGCAUCAUACAGUUGUUGCUAUAUGCCUACUUCAGAAAAGGAUCAAGAGAGGAAGCCAAGCGGCCAUUGCUAGUCACGCAUACAUGAGCAUGCCAAGGAGCAAGGUUCCUUGUCGAACUUGCCCCAAAUUCUUUUGGGCGUGUACAGUCAUCGGUUUAUUGUUUUAUGCCUGAAGCUGCUGGAAACCAGAAGUCCAGAGGAGAAACUCGACCUGCCUUUUGUGAAUGGUGACCUAUUACUUCGACAAAGUCAAUGUCCAGGCUAUCGAAAGACCAAAGACGUCCAAUUGCCGUGGUUCUCCAAAUUGUUUCGUUUCUGUGAAAAGCAUGCUGUUUUUCCUCGUCUUUACACGCAAUGCUGGUCGUAGCUUCGCUGAAUAUUCCAGAUUAGAUGCUGUAAGGUCUUCACGUCAUUUGUUACAUGGAAUUAUUGUGUAUAUUAUGCAUAGCAUUGUUGUGCGGACUCCAUCAAUGGAUGUAGCCUCCUGUACUAUAAAACAAUACGGAGAUUGUAAUAAAAGAAGAUAGGUUUCAUCAUCU